Chanos chanos (milkfish) is the source of this 4155-nucleotide messenger RNA. Its product is annotated as NACHT, LRR and PYD domains-containing protein 12-like. Gene Ontology annotation, molecular function: protein binding; zinc ion binding. Bases 1 to 4155 code for a protein of 1384 amino acids. Lineage: Eukaryota; Metazoa; Chordata; Actinopteri; Gonorynchiformes; Chanidae. The record is from RefSeq and is a predicted model, not a curated record. The transcript has 15 exons.
AUGAGUCUCUUUCCGGGUGGUAAGGAGAGGGGCAUUAAGUGUAAAAGGCAUUUGACAGAGGGGUGUGAUGGAGGCACCGACUCUAAAAGGAGAAACACUGGCUUCCACAGACAUGAACAGCUGAGAUCAGUAUCUCCUACACCAUCCUGUGUGUCUCUGAAGAGUGAUGCCUCAAAGCAUGAACCACCUGACCUGAGUGAAGAGACCAGUACAAGUCACAGAAGUAAGCUAACAGUCAGUGAGCUGACAGAGGAUCUCCCCCAGUGUGACAUGUGUAAGGAGAAGCUGAGAGAUCUAGUCUCCAUUCCCUGUGGACACAGAUACUGCAGACAGUGCAUCUGUAAAUGGGAUUUGUCUGAAUUAGUACAAGUCCAGCAGGCAGAAUUCAGUCCUGUUAACACAGAGCACUGCUACUCUGGACCUGGAGAUGUGGCCUGUGAUUUCUGCACUGGGAUGAAGCUGAGAGCUGUGAAGUCCUGUCUGACCUGCCCUGCCUCCCUCUGUGAGAUCCAUGUCAGGCAGCACUACACAAUACCAGCACUGCAGAGACACACACUAGUGGAGGUGACUGGAGACCUGGAGCAGAGACUCUGUCAGCAGCACCACAGAGUUCUGGAGGUGUUCUGUAAAACUGACCAGACACACAUCUGUAAAGUUUGUGCAGGGGAAGAGCACAAGGGCCACAGUAAAUAUUACAGAGAAAUCUCUAUUGUACCAGACAUUAAAAAUCUUCUAAUGGUGACACUAAGGAGUGUAAACAAAGAAAAAAUUGAAUCCUUCAAAAGAGAACUGAGUGAGGAUUAUCCAGGAUGCUUUGGGACUGAGUUGGAGGAUCUUGAUUUGUCUACCAUUGUUAUGAAGAUGCUGGAGAGUUUUGGAGAAGAGGGGACUUACAGAAUCACACAGCAUUUCCUGACUGUUGUUAUUCCUUUGAGAGCAGCCACAGAAGCUAAUAAGACAAAACUGAUACAAAAAUUCCUACGCAUAACAGAAGGAAUUUCACCACAAGGAAAACCGUCAUUGUUGAAUGAGAUCUACACAGAGCUCUACAUCACAGAGGGUGGAAGUGGAGAGGUCAAUAAUGAACAUGAGGUCAGACAGAUUGAGAUGACAGCCAAGACACAAGACACUCAAGAGACUCCAAUCAAACUCAAUGAUAUAUUCAAAACACUUCCUGGACAAAGAAAACAGAUCAGAACAGUGCUGACAAAGGGAACAGCUGGAAUUGGAAAGACUGUCUCUGUGCAGAUGUUCAUUCUUGACUGGGCUGAAGGAAAAGCCAAUCAAGAUAUCACAGUCAUAGUCCCUCUACCUUUCAGGGACCUUAAUCUGAAGAGAGAGAACUACAGUCUCAUCCAGCUACUUCAUCACUAUGCUCCAGAGCUGAAAGAGAUAAAAUACAUUGAAGACAAAACAGUGAAACUACUCUUGAUUUUUGAUGGUCUGGAUGAGUGUCGAUUUCCUUUAGAUUUUCAGAAUAAUGAGCUUUGCUGUGACGUGAUGCAGACAGCUUCAAUGGAAGUGUUGCUUAUAAACCUCAUCAAAGGGAAUCUGCUUCCCUCUGCUCUCCUCUGGAUAACCUCACGACCAGCAGCAGCCAAUCAGAUCCCCCCUGAGUGUGUCCACCAGGUCACAGAGGUCCGUGGGUUCAGAGACACUCAAAAGGAGGAAUACUUCAGAAAGAAAAUUAGUGAUCCGAACCUGGCCAACAGAGUCAUCAAACACACCAAGUCAUCAAGAAGCCUGUAUAUCAUGUGUCACAUACCAGUCUUCUGCUGGCUUUCAGCCACUGUCCUUGAGUAUAUGAUGCGUAGUGCAGGCACAAGUGAAAUCCCCAAAACUCUGACUGAGAUGUACACACAUUUCCUACUCCUUCAGAUCAGUCUGAAAAAUAAGAAGUACCAUGGAGCCAUAGUGCGCAACCCAAAAAAGCUGUCUGAAUCAGACAAAGAGAUGAUUCUAAAACUGGGAAAACUGGCUUUCCAACAGCUGGAGAAGGGUAAUCUGAUAUUCUAUGAAGAGGACCUGAGAGAGUGUGGCAUUGACAUCAGUAAAGCUUCAGAGUACUCAUCAGUGUGCACAGAGAUCUUUAGAGAGGAGUUGGGAUUGUACAGGGACAAGGUUUUCUGCUUUGUACAUCUGAGCAUUCAGGAGCAUCUUGCUGCAGUGUAUGCACAUGUUUCAUGUGCUGACUCAAACCUGAAUGUGUUCAACAUGAGCAAAGCAAGAAAUGAAGAAAGGAAAUGGCAACUACAUGAACUUCACCAACAUGCAGUUUACAGAGCCCUGCAGAGUAAGAAUGGACACCUGGACCUUUUCCUUCGCUUCCUUGUGAGUCUCUCUCUAGACUCCAACCAGACUCUCCUUCAAGACCUCAUGACAGGAACAUGCUCGGAGUUUAAAAAGCACACUGUUAGAGAGACAAUUCAGAACAUAAAGAUGAAGAUCAGUGAGGAAUCAUCCCCAGAGAGGAUCGUCAAUCUGUUCCACUGCCUGAAUGAGUUGAAUGACAACUCUCUAGUGGAGGAAAUCCAGACUGCCUUCAGGUCAGGAACUCUCUCAGAUAAAGAGCUGGAACCAAAUCAGUGUUCAGCUCUGGCCUAUAUGUUACUGAUGUCAGAGGAGGUGCUGGAUGAGUUUGAUCUGAGGAUGUACAAAACAUCAGCAGCAGGACAGGAAAGGCUGCUCCCAGUACUGAGGACCUGCAAGAAGGCCAGAUUGAACUACUGUGAUCUCCCAUUGGGAUCUUGUGAAACUAUUGUUUCAGCUCUCCAGUUUGAGAAGUCACCACUGAGAGAGCUGGAUCUGAGCUACAGUAACCUGACAGAUUCAGGAGUAAAACAGCUCUGUGCUGGGCUGAUGAGUCCAAACUGCAAACUACAGAGAUUGGGAUUGAGUUGGUGUGGUCUCACUAAUGGCUGCUGUGAAGAUCUGGCUUUGUUUCUGAGGUCUCUGCAUGCUAACCUGAGAGAGCUGGAGUUGAGAGACAAUGACUUGCAGGAUUCUGGAGUGAAGCUCCUUUCCGCUGGACUGAAACAUCCAAACUGUAACCUUACUACAUUGGGGCUAUCAGGCUGUCUCAUCACAAAAAAGGGCUGUGCUUCUCUGGCCUCAGCUCUGAGGUCAAACCCCUCACACCUGAAAGAACUGGAUCUGAGCUACAAUCAUCCUGGAGACUCAGGAAUGAAGUUGCUCUCUGCAUUGUUGGAAGAUCCACUCUAUGAACUGGAGAAACUGGAACUGGCCAGCUGUGGUCUCUCAUCUGAAACCUGUGUAAUAAUGGCCUCAGCACUCCAGACAUCGAACUCACUACUGAGAGAACUGGAUCUCAGCUACAAUAACCUGAAAGAUUCAGGAGUGAAACUGCUCUGUGAUGGACUGAUGAGUCCUCACUGCAAACUACAUAAACUAAUACUGAGUGAGUGUAGUCUCACUGGAGACUGCUGUGUAGAUCUGGCCUCAGUUCUGAAAUCUCCCCACUGUAACCUGACAAAGCUGGAGCUUAGUUUUAACAACCUGCAGGAUUCAGGGGUGAAAGAGCUCUCCACUGGACUGGAGGAUUUACACUGCAAACUACACACACUGGGAUUGUCUGGCUGUAAUCUGUCAUUUGAAUCCUGUGUAUCUAUGGCCUCAGUGCUCCAAUCAGUGAACUCACCUCUGAGAGACUUGGAUCUCAGUAACAAUAACUCGACAGAUUUAGGACUGAAAGUGCUCUGUACUGGACUGAUGAGUGCAAACUGUAAACUACAGAAACUGAGCUUGAAUGUGUGUAGUCUCACCAAACGCAGCUGCACACGUCUGGCCUUAGUCCUGAAAUCGCCCCACUCUAAUCUCAGAGAACUGAAUCUUAGAGACAAUGACCUGCAGGAUUCAGGAGUAAAGCUACUCUCUGCUGGACUGAAGGAUCCACACUGUAAACUGCAGAAAUUAGGGCUGUCUGGAUGUCAAAUCACAAAGAAAGGCUGCUCUUCUUUGACCUCAGCUCUGAGAUCAAACCCCAAACACCUGAUAGAGCUGGAUCUGCGCUACAAUCACACAGGAAACUCAAAGGAGAUGCUUUCAGCUCUGCUGGGGGAUCCUUCAUGUAAACUGGAGAAACUUGAACUAGACCAUGAUGGGGAGUGGGAGGAUACGUGGGACAGAGAGAUAUGA